Molecule: messenger RNA, 3883 nt
Organism: Gastrolobium bilobum
Lineage: Eukaryota; Viridiplantae; Streptophyta; Magnoliopsida; Fabales; Fabaceae
Product: type II inositol polyphosphate 5-phosphatase 15-like
Exons: 11
Coding region: 193-3588 (1131 amino acids)
Biological process (GO): phosphatidylinositol dephosphorylation
Molecular function (GO): phosphatase activity; protein binding
Source: RefSeq, a predicted model, not a curated record
CCAAAUGCUCAAUUUUCGGUUCUCAGUUUCCCACUUCGUCCCUGUUUCUCUCUCAUCCAACAAUAAGUCAAUCGCAACGUCGCAGACCAUUCUAUUCUCAGCGAAAUUGAUUCUCAGCAACACGCUAGAUUUGCUCCGAGUGUUUCGAAUUCGAUCUUCUAUUCUUUAAAAUAUUAGAAACUGUUUCAUUCAAUGGAUCCAUCAUCACUUCACCAAAACGAUGCUUCUUCUUCAUCUCCCCCUCAUUCUUACACUCACCAACUCACUUUCGAUCACCCUUCCUCUUCCGACGACGACGACAACGACGACGUUUCAUCCUCCAAUUCCAUCCAAUCCACUAACAGACGCCUCGAUUACAUGCUCCAAUUCCUCGACCGCAAGCUCUCCAUCGACCACCACCAUCAGCCCUCGGUUUCUCGUCCAUCGUCGUUGCCGGAGUUCGUCGCCAAAGGAGGAGGCACCGGCAUCUUCAGAGUCCCCGUUCGUGCGGCGGUCCACCCGGCGCGGCCUCCGAGUCUCGAAUUGAGGCCGCACCCUCUGCGGGAGACUCAGAUUGGGCGUUUCCUGAGGAACAUUGCCGCCACCGAGUCGCAGCUGUGGGCCGCCUCCGAGUGCGGCGUCCGGUUCUGGAAUUUUAAGGAUCUCUACGCGUCCUUCGGAGAAGAAAGCGCUGUGAGGAGCGGUGACGAAGAGAGUGCGCCGUUUUCGGAGUCGGUGUGGACUUCCCCUGCACUGUGUUUGGUUUCCGAUGAAGGGAACAGAUUGGUGUGGAGUGGACAUAAGGAUGGGAAGAUUAGGUGUUGGCACAUGGAUCAUCAUCACAGUUUGGAUUUGGAUAAUAACAACUCCACGAAUCACUUUAAGGAAAGCUUGUCUUGGCAAGCUCAUCGCGGCCCUGUUCUUUCCCUUACCUUCACCUCUUAUGGGGAUCUGUGGUCGGGUUCAGAAGGAGGAGCUAUAAAGAUAUGGCCUUGGGAGGCUAUUGAAAAAUCUAUCCUUCUGACGAAGGAGGAAAGGCACAUGGCUGCCAUAACGGCAGAGAGGUCCUAUGUUGAUUUGAGAAGCCAGCUAUCUACAAAUGGCUUCAGUAACAUGCUAACUUCAGAUGUAAAGUACUUAGUAUCUGAUAAUACAAGAGCGAAGGUGUGGAGUGCUGGCUAUUUUUCAUUUGCUUUGUGGGAUGCUCGUACAAGAGAGUUGCUGAAAGUUUUCAAUGCAGAUGGUCAGAUUGAGAAUCGAUUGGACUUGCCCCCAAUACAAGACUUUUCAGUUGAGUUUGUUUCAAGUUCUAAGAAAGACAAAACACAAAGCUCUAUGGGGUUCUUACAACGCUCACGUAAUGCCAUAAUGGGGGCAGCAGAUGCUGUUCGUCGAGUUGCAGCAAAGGGAACCUUCGGGGAUGAUAAUCGGAGAACUGAAGCCCUUGUGGGAACAAUAGAUGGAAUGAUUUGGACAGGGUAUUCAAGUGGCUUACUGGUGCAGUGGGAUGGAAAUGGCAAUCGCAUACAAGAAUUUGUUUACCAUCCAUUUGCUGUUCAGUGUUUUUGUACUUUUGGAAUGCAAAUUUGGGUAGGUUACGUGACUGGUACUGUCCAGGUAUUGGACCUCAAGGGUAAUCUGAUUGGGGGAUGGGUGGCUCAUAGCAGUCCAAUUGUAAAAAUGACGGUUGGAGCUGGUUACAUAUUCACAUUGGCUAGCCAUGGUGGCAUACGUGGAUGGAACAUCACCUCCCCGGGACCUCUUGAUAGCAUAUUGUGUUCAAAACUGGGUGGAAAAGAAUUUUUAUAUACUAAAAUAGAAAAUAUAAAAAUAUUGAGUGGCACUUGGAAUGUUGGACAAGGAAAAGCUUCUCAAGAUUCCCUUACUUCAUGGCUAGGUUCUGUGGUCUCAGAUGUUGGCCUUGUUGUUGUUGGGUUGCAAGAGGUUGAAAUGGGUGCUGGAUUUCUUGCAAUGUCUGCAGCUAAAGAGACUGUAGGACUGGAGGGAAGUUCUGCUGGGCAGUGGUGGCUGGAUAUGAUAGACAAAACAUUAGAUGAAGGUUCAACAUUUGAACGUAUUGGAUCCAGGCAACUUGCUGGCUUGGUCAUUGCUGUGUGGGUUAAAACCAACAUCAGAUUUCAUGUUGGAGAUGUUGAUGUGGCAGCAGUUCCAUGUGGCUUUGGGCGUGCUAUUGGCAAUAAGGGAGCUGUUGGUUUGAGGAUUAGAGUAUAUGAUCGGAUAAUGUGCUUUGUUAACUGUCACUUUGCUGCACAUUUAGAUGCAGUUGGUCGUCGCAAUGCAGAUUUUGAUUAUGUAUACCGAACAAUGUCCUUCAGCCGGCCAACAAACCUCUUAAAUGCUGCAACUGGUAUCUUGCUCUACACAUUCCUUUUUUUCUCACUUGCCUUAUCCAUGUAUUUAUCUUGGCCUGUUUAUAGAUCUGGCUUGCCAUUGGUGCUUUCUGUUGCAGCUGGCACUUCAUCUUCUGUUCCGAUAUUUCGUGGUACAAAUUCUGCAGAAGGGAUGCCCGAGUUAUCUGAGGCAGACAUGGUUGUAUUUCUUGGUGAUUUUAAUUAUCGUCUUGAUGACAUUUCAUAUGAUGAAGCAAGAGAUUUUGUUUCUCAAAGAUGCUUUGAUUGGCUUAGAGAAAGGGAUCAGCUUCGAGUAGAAAUGGGAACUGGGAAUGUGUUCCAAGGAAUGCGUGAAGCAAUUAUAACAUUUCCUCCCACAUACAAGUUUGAACGGCACCAAGCUGGUUUGGCAGGGUAUGAUUCUGGCGAAAAGAAACGCGUCCCUGCUUGGUGUGACAGAAUUUUGUAUCGUGAUAGUCGCUCUUCGGUGGUGGCUGAAUGCAGUUUAGAGUGUCCUGUUGUCUCUUCGGUAUUGCAGUACGAAGCCUGCAUGGAUGUCACAGAUAGUGACCACAAGCCUGUACGCUGCAUAUUUUCUACAGAUAUUGCUCGAGUAGAUGAGUCAAUCCGGAGACAGGAGUUUGGAGAGAUUCUUGAGUCAAAUGAGAAAAUUAAACGUCUUCUCAAAGAAUUAUGCAAGAUUCCUGAAACUAUCAUUAGUACAAACAACAUAAUUCUUCAAAACCAGGACACAUUAAUUUUGCGUAUUACAAAUAAAUGUGCAGAAGACAAUGCUUUGUUUGAAAUAAUUUGUGAAGGUCAGUCUACUGUUAUGGAGGACCAGAAGGCAUCUAACCAUCAGUUGAGAGGUUCCUUUGGCUUGCCAAGGUGGCUUGAGGUAAGUCCUGCCACUGGUAUAAUAAGACCUGACCAGAUUGUUGAGGUAUCAGUGCAUCAUGAGGAAUUUCCGACACUGGUAGAGUUUGUUGAUGGUGUUGUACAAAACGCUUGGUGUGAAGACUCCAGAGACAAGGAAGCUAUUUUGAUUGUUAAGGUGCAUGGCAAUUACAGUAUCCAGACAAGAAAUCACCGAGUCCGUGUUCACCACUGUUAUUCAACCAAGAAAAAUCAAGUGAUAGAUCCUGAACCAAACGGCUCCAGGCAUAUGCAAGGAAGUGUGUUACACCGAUCUGAUUUCCAACGUUUCAGCAGUUCCAGUGAUGUAGUUGAUCAGCUACAGAAAUUGCAUAGCCCUUAGAGCUACAGUUCAUGGAGCUUGUGGCGCAACUUGUAAUCAUCAAGCUUAUUGAACUGUAGAGAGGAAAAGCAAAUACAAUGCAAACAAGAAGCGAAACAGCUUUUUUUAGAUCCAUUAUUUAAUUUAUUCAGAAAUGAACCCAAUUUGUUCUGUAAGUGUAAAUGACUAUAUAUAUCAAACAACACAAGCUGCAAUUGAAAGGCAGUGACCUGUUGUUACUGCAGCUGAAGCUGCUAUUGUGAGUUUGUCUUUUGGACGAUGGUUGUUUCUAACAACUAUUUUGAUACUUUCUAGC